Betta splendens (Siamese fighting fish) is the source of this 5503-nucleotide messenger RNA. It is a transcript of the gene polr1a, whose product is annotated as RNA polymerase I subunit A. Gene Ontology annotation, molecular function: DNA-directed RNA polymerase activity; DNA binding. The transcript has 37 exons. The record is from RefSeq and is a predicted model, not a curated record. Gene Ontology annotation, biological process: DNA-templated transcription. Gene Ontology annotation, cellular component: RNA polymerase I complex. The coding region runs from base 112 to 5208 and encodes 1698 amino acids. NCBI's taxonomy places the organism in Eukaryota, Metazoa, Chordata, Actinopteri, Anabantiformes, Osphronemidae.
UGAGGUGCGGUUCGGUCAGGCCGCCCCACGUGCGACAGAGUAGCAAGUUUGUGUAGCAUGUGCGACGUGAAUUUGUGUUAAUAGACACCAAAAGUCCGGUUACUUUUAAAAAUGUUGUUUGGAAAAGAAGUGCCAUGGCGGCGUUUGGAGGGCAUGUCGUUUGGCAUGUACACUUCGGAAGAAAUAAGGAAGUUGAGCGUAAAAACCAUCACUAACUUCAGGUUCCUGGAUGCUGUCGGAAAUGUAGCCCCAAACAGCCUGUAUGAUCUGGCCCUUGGACCGGCAGACAGCAAAGAGGUGUGUUCAACCUGCUGCCAGGACUUCAACAACUGUCCAGGUCAUCUGGGGCAUGUAGAUUUGCCUCUCCCUGUAUACAACCCACUCUUCUUUGAUAAACUGUACCUGUUGAUCCGGGGUUCGUGUAUGGCAUGUAACAUGUUAACAUGUCCUCGAGCAGCCAUCCACCUACUGCUAAAUCAGCUGAAGUUAGUGGAGUAUGGAGCCAUGCAGGAGGCCUACACAGUAGAGCAAGUUCUUAGUCAGUACCUGGAGGAGAAUCCCAAAGCCACUGGGGAUGAGAUUGCAGAGGUGCUUAGGGAAUUUACGGACGCAGCAGUUGCAGAGAACACUAAAGGUUUGGAGAACAUCAAACCAAUUAAACACCUUGUUGAGAAGAAAAGCAGUCUGAUAAAUGACUUCUGGAAGGUCCACAUGAAAACAAGAAAAUGUCCUUACUGCAGGAGUGGCAGGUUUACAGUGCGUCGUGAACACAACAGUAAGCUGAUUGUCACGAUUCCAUCAGGAAUACAGACCAGUGCCAAUACUGACGAGUUGAUGGCUGGAAAGAGAGUUUACCUGACUGCCAGCACUGCCAGAGAUCACAUCAACAAACUGUGGGAAAAUGAAGGUUUCUUUCUGAAGAGUCUGUUUUCCGGCCUGGAGGGGGCCAUGACGUCGCAGGACAGAGAGAACAGUCUUCAUCCUGACUUGUUCUUCCUAGAGCUGCUGGUGGUCCCACCUUGCAGGUAUCGGCCAAUCAAUCGACUGGGCGACCAGAUGUUUACGAAUGGUCAGACAGUCAACAUGCAAGCUGUAAUGAAGGACUGUGUAGUCAUAAGGAAACUUCUGGCUCUCAUUGCUGGAGAGAAAACUAUUGAAGAAGGAGAGGUAAUAUCAUGUUUGCAGGCUCCGGAAGAGACGGACCAGUCAUUUCUUUCUGGGAUCCCUGGGCAAACCUUAACAGAUAAACUCUACAACAUCUGGAUUCGACUACAGACCCAUGUCAACAUAGUCUUUGAUAGUGACAUGGACAAAAUGAUGACAGAGAAAUACCCUGGAAUCAGACAGAUUCUGGAAAAAAAGGAGGGAUUGUUUCGCAAACACAUGAUGGGCAAACGAGUGGACUAUGCAGCACGAUCUGUCAUCUGUCCAGACAUGUACAUUGGAACCGAUGAGAUAGGAAUUCCAAUGGUGUUUGCCACCAAGCUGACCUACCCUCAGCCCGUCACUCCUUGGAAUGUGAAGGAUCUGCGUCAGGCAGUCCUCAAUGGGCCCAACGUCCAUCCUGGUGCAUCCAUGGUGAUAAACGAGGAUGGCAGAAGAACCAUCCUAUCAGCGACAAAUUUAGCCCAGCGAGAAGCAGUAGCCAAGCAGCUGCUCACUCCAUGUCCAGGUCCACAUAAGAUGCCAGUGAAGAUUGUGAACCGUCACAUAAAGAAUGGAGAUGUCUUAUUACUUAACAGGCAACCAACUUUGCACAGACCCUCAAUACAAGCUCAUUGUGCCAGAAUCCUCCCAGGGGAGAAGGUACUUAGGCUCCAUUAUGCCAACUGCAAGGCAUACAAUGCCGACUUUGAUGGAGAUGAAAUGAAUGCUCACUUCCCUCAGAGUGAGCUGGGCAGGGCUGAAGCAUACACGUUAGUCAGCACUCACCAGCAGUACCUCGUCCCCAAGGACGGCAAACCUUUAGCAGGUCUGAUCCAAGACCACAUGGUGUCAGGAACAAGGAUGACGAUUCGUGGCUGUUUCUUCACCAGAGACCAGUACACAGAGUUGGUGUACAGAGGACUGACUGACAAAACAGGCAGAGUGAAACUGCUCCCACCGGCUAUACUCAAACCACAGCAGCUGUGGACAGGAAAACAGGUGGUGUCCACUGUCCUGCUGAAUGUGAUCCCACAGAAAGCUGUGCCUCUUAAUCUGCUUGGCAAGUCAAAAAUACCCUGCAAGGCGUGGAUUCAAGUCCCACCACGUGCAGCUCCAGGCUACAAACCUGACAGCAUGUGUGACUCCCAGGUGGUGAUUCGCCAGGGGGAGCUGUUGGUGGGGGUUCUGGAUAAAGCCCAUUACGGCUCUUCAGCCUACGGACUCGUCCACUGUUGCUACGAGCUGUAUGGAGGGGAGACCAGUGGCAAGUUGCUCAGCUGUCUGGCCCGACUUUUCACCGCUUACCUGCAGCUAUACAGAGGCUUCACUCUGGGUGUUGAGGAUAUCCUGGUAAAACCAGGCGCCAACAAACGGAGGAAGAAAGUAAUUGAAGAGUCUCUAAAAAUUGGAACCAAAGCUCUUCUGGCUGCAUUCAACCUGCCUUCCAGUGUGGAUGAAGCUGAGGCUCAGAGCCGCUGGCAGGACGCCCACCUCAACCCAGACCAGAGAGACUUCAGUAUGGCCGACCAUAAAUUUAAAGAACUGGCCAACCAAGUUAACAAUGAUGUCAACAAGGUGUGCAUGCCAGUUGGACUCCACACUGCUUUCCCAGACAACAACCUCCAGCUGAUGGUCCAAUCAGGAGCCAAGGGAUCUACUGUUAACACGAUGCAGAUUUCGUGUCUGCUGGGUCAGAUAGAGUUGGAGGGCCGUAGACCUCCCCUGAUGCCUUCUGGGAAGUUUUUGCCAUGCUUCCAGCCAUAUGACCCUGCGCUUGGUGCUGGGGGGUUUGUCUCUGGAAGGUUCCUCACAGGCAUCAAACCACAGGAGUUUUUCUUCCACUGCAUGGCUGGCAGGGAGGGACUGGUGGACACUGCUGUGAAAACAUCUAGAUCAGGAUACCUGCAGAGGUGUAUCAUCAAGCAUUUGGAGGGUUUGGUGGUACAGUAUGAUCUGACUGUGAGGGACAGUGAUGGAUCUGUGGUCCAGUUCCUGUACGGUGAAGACGGGUUAGACAUCCCCAAGACUCAGUUUUUGCAGCCAAGACAGUUUCCAUUCAUAGAGGACAACUAUGAGGUCAUUAAAAGGUCUCAGGGCCUUGAUAAGAUUUUGGCACGUUUGGACCCUCGGUCUGCCAAUCAACACUUUGCAGCCAUCCAGCGCUGGAAAACCAAGAGAGAGACAGCGUGUCCACGAAAAGGAGCGUUCCUGUUGUUUUCCCAAAAGAAACUGGCCAAGCUAAAACAGUCAGAGUUGAAUGCCCACGACAGAGAAGCUGCAAUAAUGCAGGUUCUACAGCAGUGGCGCUCCCUGGAUGAAGCUGGCAGGUCAAAAUACACGAAGAAGUCCUCCCGCUGCCCAGAGCCCUCCCUGGGCUUGUUUAGGCCAGACAUCAGUUUUGGUUCAGUAUCUGAAAACUUUCAUGACAUUGCAGAGAAAUACCUGCAGGAUCGAACUGAGACAAGUCCAGACAGCUUGGAUACGCACAGCCUUCGCCAGUUAUUGCAUUACAAGUGGCAGCGGGCACUGUGCGAUCCAGGUGAAGCAGUGGGUCUGCUGGCAGCUCAGUCUAUAGGAGAGCCCUCCACUCAGAUGACCCUCAACACCUUCCACUUUGCUGGCAGAGGAGAGAUGAACGUCACAUUAGGAAUACCUCGACUGAGAGAGAUUCUAAUGGUGGCCAGCUCCAACAUUAGGACUCCUAUGAUGAGUGUUCCGGUGCUGAACAACAGGAAAGCCCUAAAGAAGGCCAAGACCCUGCGUAAGAAACUCACAAGGGUGUGUCUGGCUGAGGUGCUGCAGAAGAUUGAUGUGGUUGAGUCGCUGCGCAUUGAAACUCACCAAAAGCUCCGUACGUUCAAAGUCACCUUCCACUUUCUGCCUCAUGACCGGUACUGUGACGAUAAGAUGCUGUCACCCCAACAUAUUCUCCACUACAUGGAAACAAGGUUUUUCCGUCUUCUCCUCGACGCCAUUAAGAAGCGCAGCUCCAAGCUGGCCUCCAUCACCGUGGAGAUGAGAAAGGCUACUCUCAGAGAUAAGGACCAUGACGAUGAUGGAGCAGCUGACACAGCAGGGGUAGAUGAUUGGGAGGGAGAAGAGGGCAGAGAGAUUGUGGACGACCAGGGGAACGAAGGUGAUGCGGAUGCUUCAGACGCCAAGAGACAAGACAAACAGGAAGAGGAGGUGGACUAUGAAAGUGAGGAGGAGGACCUAGGUGACAACACUGAAGAUAAAGAAGAUCAGUUGGAUGAAGAGGAAGAGGAAGAGGAUGAGAAAGGGGAGAACAGCACUUUAGAAGAGCUUCUGCAAGAAUCUGUGGAGACAAGGAUGAAGAAAAAGAAGAAACAACCAAAACAAGGGGGGGCAGGAAGAGGAGAAGCAUCCUUGAGUCAAAUAAGAAUUAACUCUGUUCUGGAGUCCAACCCAGCAAUAGAGAGCUACUGCUACGAUCACCAGCAUGAACUAUGGUGUGAGGUUGACAUGGUUUUGCCAGUGAGCAAGGUGCACUUUGACCUGACCUCAGUGCUCUCAACACUGGCCCAAAAUGCCGUCAUCAUGGAAACCAAGGGCCUGACUCGCUGCCUGCUGAGUGAAACCACAACAAAGAUGGGAGAGAAAGAAAUGAUUCUUAACACAGAGGGCAUCAACAUGCAUGAAAUGUUCAGACACAGCAAUAUCUUGGACAUCAACAGACUGUACUGCAAUGAGGUUCAUGCCAUGGCUAAAACCUAUGGGAUUGAAGUGGCUCUUAAGGUCAUAGAGAAGGAGAUCAAGGAUGUAUUUGCUGUCUAUGGUAUUGAGGUGGACCCCAGACAUCUGUCAUUGGUGGCAGACUACAUGUGUUUUGAAGGUGUAUAUAAGCCAUUGAACCGGCACGCCAUCAGGUCCAACUCAUCCCCUCUGCAGCAGAUGACCUUUGAGACCAGCUACAAAUUCCUCAAACAGGCUACAAUGAUGGGGUCGCAUGAUCAGUUGGUCUCCCCAUCAGCCUGCCUGGUGGUGGGGAAGGUGGUUAAGGGUGGAACAGGCCUGUUUGAACUCAAACAACCUCUGCAGUAGCAGAGCAUGUUCUGUGGAUUUUCACAUAAAGACACUGGAGGAUGUAGUCUGAACUUUGAUGAAUUUAUGGUUACAGAGCAUUCCUGAAUGAUGUGACACCUCAGUCUUUUCAUUAUGUUGUCAAGGCAUAUGUAUGUUAGUUGAAGAAUGACACAACUGAACAGUCAUUAAUGAGUUGUAAGUGGGCAUUUGUAUUAAACUAUUAUACAAUAGAAAGCCUUUAUUGAAAGGCUUUUCAAUAUAUACUAUAUGCAAAAUCCUCUUUGUAUUUAACAAUAAAAUUAGAAUUCUUUCA